UGUGCGCCUGGUCUACCAGUGGAGGACGGCGGGAGGUUCGUUGCGCGCAUGCGUCCUUUGGUAGCCUAGAAAAAGGGGCUGCUGGCGGGCGGAGCUGAAGACAUGGAGCACGGUUAUGGAGGCUAUGGAGCAUGGAGUGCUGGACCUGCCAACACCCAGGGUGCCUAUGGAACUAGUGUGGCCAGCUGGCAAGGUUAUGAGAACUACAAUUAUUACGGUGCCCAGAACACCAGCGUCACCACAGGAGCAACCUACAGCUAUGGCCCAGCCUCAUGGGAGGCCACCAAGGCCAGCGAUGGCCUGGCGACUGGGGGCCCUGCCAUGCAUAUGGCUUCUUAUGGCCCAGAGCCGUGCACCGACAAUUCUGACUCCCUCAUUGCCAAGAUCAACCAACGUUUGGACAUGAUGUCCAAGGAAGGAAGCAGGGGCGGGAGCAGCGGCGGUGGGGAGGGCAUGCAGGACCGGGAGAGCUCCUUCCGGUUCCAGUCGUUUGAGCCCUAUGAUUCCAGGCCUUGCCUGCCGGAGCACAAUCCCUACCGCCCCAGCUACAGCUUUGACUAUGACUUUGACCUGGGGCCUGACCGCAAUGGUGGCUUUGGUGGUCAGUACAGCGACUGCCGGGACCCAGCCCGUGAGCGGGGCUCCCUCGAUGGCUUCAUGCGGGGCCGAGGCCAGGGCCGCUUCCAGGACCGGAGCAACCCCAGCACUUUUAUGCGCAGCGACCCCUUCAUGCUGCCUGCAGCCUCCUCUGAGCCUCUCUCUGCUCCAUGGACUGAGAUGAACUAUGUGGGUGGGCGGGGCCUGGGAGGCCCCUCCCCCAGCAGGCCCCCGCCUUCCCUCUUCUCCCAGUCCAUGGCCCCUGACUUCGGAGUGAUGGGCAUGCAGGGGGCGGGUGGUUAUGACAACUCUGUGCCCUAUGGAUGUGGCCGGUCACAGGCCCGGAUCAGGGAUCGGCCCAGGUGGAGAGGGUUUGAUCGCUGCGGCCCAGAUAGCUUGGGCAGGAAACGGAAGCAGUUGCAGAUUUACGACGAGCCAGACACCAAACAGGCCCGGGCUGACAGUGAAGGCGAUUUUUCCGAAAACGAUGAUGGAGCUGGUGACUUCCGAUCAGGAGAUGAAGAAUUCAGGGGUGAGGACGAAUACUUCGACUCCGGGAGGCAGCGAGGAGAGAAGGAUGACGAGGAUGAUGAAGUGAAGAAGAGGAGGGAAAAGCAAAGGAGGAGAGACAGGAUGCGAGACCGAGCAGCUGACAGGAUUCAGUUUGCCUGUUCCGUGUGCAAGUUUCGUAGCUUUGAAGACGAAGAAAUCCAGAAGCACCUGCAAAGCAAAUUUCACAAAGAGACACUGCGGUUUAUCGGAACCAAGUUGCCCGACAAGACAGUGGAGUUCCUUCAGGAAUACAUUGUGAACAGGAAUAAGAAAAUUGAGAAGCGGCGUCAGGAGUUGAUGGAAAAGGAAAGCACAAAACCAAAACCAGAUCCUUUCAAAGGGAUUGGCCAGGAGCACUUCUUCAAGAAGAUAGAGGCUGCUCACUGCCUGGCUUGUGACAUGCUGAUCCCUGCACAGCACCAGCUCCUCCAGCGGCACCUGCACUCUGUUGACCACAAUCACAACCGCCGGUUGGCUGCUGAACAGUUCAAGAAAACAAGUCUCCAUGUGGCUAAGAGCGUUUUGAACAACAGACAUAUAGUGAAGAUGCUGGAGAAAUACCUCAAGGGUGAAGACCCUUUCACCAGUGAAGCCGUCGAUCCAGAGACAGAAGGAGAUGACAAUUUAGGAGGUGAGGAUAAGGAAGAGACACCAGAGGAGGUAGCUGCGGAGGUCUUAGCUGAGGUGAUUACAGCAGCAGUGAGAGCAGUAGACGGGGAAGGAGCACCUGCUCCAGAAAGUAGUGAAAUGCUGGCUCAAGGGGAAGCCACACCUGAGGCCACGAGUGGUCCCCACGCUGAAGAGCCGCUGGAAGCAAAGGCACCCUGUGGAGUGGCAUCCGAGAAGGGUAACGCCAAAGCAGAGGCCAGAGGUGAAGCUGCUGAGGCCGGAGGGGACGUGGAAACCCUGGCAGCAGAGGCAGAAAGCACCCUGACGGCCACGGCUCCUGCCCCAGCUGCCACAGAAGCCGACGGAGAACAAACUGCUGCAGAGUGCAGAGAUGCUCUUCCCACAGAAUGAGCCUUCUCUCCCUGUUUCAAGGGAUAUGUUGUAUAGUGUAUUGUUCUUUCUCCUUUGGUUCAUGAGCAGUACUAGGGUGUUACUGGAAUAGUCUUAUUUUGGUGAAGAGACCCAGCCAUUUCCUUCAGAAAAGUGUACCUCACAGGCUUGUCUUGCAGAGCUGUGUGGCUUUUUGCCCUGGUUUGAAGGCUUCAGAAGUUGUACAUUCCCCCAAGCAGCUGUAACAUUUCUUUACACUGCAGUUGGAAUAAUAAAAAUUUGAGUGAUUAGGUUUUGAUGAUAUUUUGCUUGUUAAGUAUAGCUACUGGCUAAAGGCUGCCCCCACCCCUCCUUUUAAAAUUUUUUUUGUCUGGGAGCAGCUCAAUACUAGAAUAUAUCUUGCUUUAUUUUGCAGAGGUGGGGAAGGGAGCUAAGUUUCAAGAAUUUGCUAUGGCUUCCUUUUUAAACCUCUGCUUCUGUGGUGCGCUGCAUGGUGUGUGGUCCUCCCUCACAAGAUGUAACAGAAUCCUCUUAACUGUGAUGUUGAUUCUGUCACAUCAGUGAACUCUAAAAGGCCUGAUGAAUCUGGCACACCUGCACCAUAGAUGGACACCCACUUGCCCCUCAAGAAUGAGGACACUUUGUGUAGGGCAUUAUUUCCCAAUCUUUCAUCCUUGGUGAAUCGCCUUUACAAUCUUUUACCUCAUUUGUAUUCCAUCUCUGCAUUAUUUCAGGGUUUUGUGUUUUUUUUUUUUCUUUAAAUUGAGUUUACUUCUAAUUAAAUACAUUUAAAAAGAAAAUUAUGUCACUCUCAUGAAUGGAAAACCAAUAUAAAUUGCCAUAGACAGACACUACCUAUGAAAAAUAAAUAAUUUAGAUAAAUACUA
Camelus dromedarius (Arabian camel) is the source of this 3035-nucleotide messenger RNA. RefSeq names its product A-kinase anchoring protein 8 (gene AKAP8). Gene Ontology annotation, molecular function: protein kinase A regulatory subunit binding; DNA binding. NCBI's taxonomy places the organism in Eukaryota, Metazoa, Chordata, Mammalia, Artiodactyla, Camelidae. The transcript is spliced from 14 exons. The record is from RefSeq and is a predicted model, not a curated record. Bases 103 to 2169 code for a protein of 688 amino acids. Gene Ontology annotation, cellular component: nuclear matrix; nucleus.